AUCCACUUGUAAUUUAAAAUGGAAAGAUCGUCAUUUUGAGGAUUUUGAUGCAAUUUGUUGAUGUUGAAGCCCAAUCUCUAUUAAAUUCCAGCAACCACUUUUUUCCAAAUAUUUUAUUUCGGAGAAUUAUAUAUACUCUAUUGACACUUAAGCAUUAUAAUCAAGGAUUAAUAAGUGAAUUCGUUACUACUUACCUUCUAGAAUUUGACGACAUACGCUACUACACCUACAAAAACUUGACAACCUUUAUUAAAAAGAGAUCGCAGUCCGUUCGCCAAAAGUCUAAAAUAUGUGAAUCUGAAUUAUCCACUCGAAUUUUUGACUUGAUCUCUUCAGUAUGUUUUCCACGUGUUCCCUCCGAGUUAAACGCUUACUAUGCUCCUAUUGAAACCGAGUAUACUGCCAAAACUGUUAUUACUAAAACUCGGAAGCUUUUGGAACAAGAGGCGGAUAUUGUUUCUCUUUCUGCUCAUCGCAAAGUCUUCAGCCACUUUUGGUUGUCGUUCUUGCGGCAACUACUUCCCCUACGCGUGUACAAACGGGUUUUAUUAAUGCUUGAAAAGUCCAUCAUCCCUUUUCUAAACAAGCCACGCCUACUGAUCGAUUUUCUAACGGAAUCGUACGAUAAGGGCGGUGUUUACAGCCUUCUAUCCCUUAGCGGUCUUUACGUACUGAUCACUAAAUACGACCUGGAUUAUAACGAUUUUUAUAAGAAACUUUACUCGCUUCUUGAUCAUCAACUUUUUUUUAUGAAGCAUCGUCACCGUUUCUUAGCGUUAAUGGAUCAAUGCUUGUCUUCGCCUCUCCUUUCAGCUUCCCUGGUGGCCGCCUUCAUAAAGCGUCUCUGCCGCUUAGCUCUCCGUGCUCCUCUCUCUGGCGUGGCCGUGAUUCUGCCCCUAAUUUACAAUCUUCUUCGGCGGCACCCUAACACGUUGCCGAUGAUCCACCGCUAUAAAUCUGCAGGGGAAGACUGUUAUGACUAUCAAGAAGUCGAUCCAGAACGUUCAUUGGCAAUUGAGAGUAGUUUAUGGGAGCUGGACGCUCUGAUGAACCAUUAUGUUCCUUCGCUCUCAAAGUUUGCUGCGUCCUUUAAGGAGCCGUUCGGUGUCGCUGAUUAUAAAAUUGGAGAGUUUCUUAAUCAUGACUAUACAAAGAUUAUUGAAGAAGAACUUAAAAAGAAAGUAAAGAGUGUGCCUUUGGAGUUUAGCACGCCAUCUGGGUUAUUAACACCAGCAAUGCCCAUGUGGACUUUAGACUGAUUUGUGAUAGCAACUGCCAUGCAGCUUUUUUGGCCUUACGUAGCAAUU
This is a messenger RNA of Zophobas morio, 1307 nucleotides long. RefSeq names its product nucleolar complex protein 4 homolog. Gene Ontology annotation, biological process: ribosome biogenesis. The transcript is spliced from 11 exons. The record is from RefSeq and is a predicted model, not a curated record. Gene Ontology annotation, cellular component: nucleolus; Noc4p-Nop14p complex; small-subunit processome. The coding region runs from base 48 to 1259 and encodes 403 amino acids. Lineage: Eukaryota; Metazoa; Arthropoda; Insecta; Coleoptera; Tenebrionidae.